AUGUCACAAUUCUUUAGCUACCUCUUCAUCCUCUCCUUCUUCUUCUUCAUCAACUCCUUAGGCACCAAUUCUACUCCUUUAUGCCAAUCACACUACUGUGGUAGCGUUAUCAUCAGGUACCCUUUUUGGGUUCAUAAUGAAAGCGCCUCCGAUCAGCUAUAUUGUGGCUACAAGGGGUUUGGCGUUAUGUGCAAGAACGACGAGGCCGUACUUGAAUUAUCCGGUGACCGCUACUACGUGAAAGAUAUAAAUUAUGCCGACUAUACCCUAACCCUUGUGAAUAUUGAUGUCUCCAACCAAAUGUGCCCAAGGGCACGUCAUAGCGUUUCUCUAGAGACGCUACCAUUGAAAUAUUCUUCAAUGGAUUUGAAUCUCAGUUUUUACUUUAAUUGCACUUCCGACCCUCCAAUAACUGUGCCUUCCAUCCCGUGCUUAAAUAUUAAUGGUAGAAACCGGUCUUACGUUUUUGUGGAGAAUCAUGAGAUGGAGGGCUUUGAUUGGUCAAAGAAUUGCGAGGAGACAGUGGUGGUGGCUGUGACACAGAGUCAGAUCAAUGCGGGUAAUUUAACUGGUGGGUUUGGUGCGGCUAUGAAUGAUGGCUUCGUGCUUGAUUGGGAAAGAGUUAAGGAUUGUGGUACAUGUGAGAGCUCUGAAGGGUAUUGUGGAUACAACGCUACGGCUGAGGAGUUCUUGUGCUUUUGCAACGAUGGAAGCACACAUAGUAACAGCUGCAAAGGUAUGAUUGCGUGA
Messenger RNA from Quercus robur (English oak), 750 nucleotides. Its product is annotated as LEAF RUST 10 DISEASE-RESISTANCE LOCUS RECEPTOR-LIKE PROTEIN KINASE-like 2.1. Gene Ontology annotation, molecular function: polysaccharide binding. The record is from RefSeq and is a predicted model, not a curated record. NCBI's taxonomy places the organism in Eukaryota, Viridiplantae, Streptophyta, Magnoliopsida, Fagales, Fagaceae. The transcript has 2 exons. The coding region runs from base 1 to 750 and encodes 249 amino acids.